UCAAUGCGCGAAUGAUCAUGAUGCAUUCCAAAAGUCACGGCUCCUCUUUCCUAUCUCAGGAGAUAACUCCUCAGUCCAAGCCCGUUGAGCUAGCUAUCGGCCCUCAUGUAGGUGAGUAGUACUAGUAGUACAAAGGUAAUCGCCCGCCCACGGGAUAAGAAGGUGGGAGACGAUCGAUCAACACUCAAGAGACCACAGGAUCAACCUGGAACUCGGAGUGUCCAGUUAUCCCCAGGUGGUGGCAUACCGAAGCCCAGACAACACAACUCAACUCAAGAUGUCUGAAGAAAAGAACGAGUAUGUAGACCAGCCCCGGAGCGGCGAUGAAAAGCUGCCCGUGGAGGAGGAGAAAGGUGCUUUGGAUACGACGUUCGGGACAACAGAGGAUAUCCAGCUGGAUCCUGCGAAGGAAAAGAAACUGCUAGCGAAGCUGGACCUGGCCUUCGUUCCUAUCAUCAUGUUCGCCUAUUUGAGUUGUUUCCUCGACCGAUCAAACAUCGGAAAUAUCGAGGUUGCUGGAAUGCCUGAAGAUAUACAUGCGACCUCGCAGCAGUUCUCCGUUGCCGUCUCCAUCUUCUAUGCCACCUAUGUCACGUUUGAGUCUCCUCUGGCCGUGUUGAUGAAGAAGUGGACGCCACGGAACAUGCUCACUGUUCUCUGCAUUAUCUGGUCCCUGACCACGAUUUUCUCCGGCUUCAUCGUCAGUAUCGGCGGCCUCUAUGCCACACGUCUGAUCUUGGGAACCUGCGAGGCUGGUCUGUUCCCGGCCCUGAACUUGUACCUCACCAUGGUGUACAAGCGAGAAGAGCAGGCGAAGCGUGUGUCGUAUCUAUUCAGCUGUGCAGCCAUUUCUGGUGCAGUCGGUGGUCUAUUGGCCUACGGAAUCCUCCAAAUGGACGGUGUGGGCGGAAUGGCCGGUUGGAAAUGGGUCUACAUCAUCGAAGGUCUGUUCAGUAUGGUGUGCGCCGUAUGGAUCUGGUUCGGACUACCAAACGACCCGACCAAUGCUUAUUUCUUGAACGAGGAGGAAAAAUGGAUGAUGAAGGUCCGCAACGAGCAACGGAGGAAGUAUAUGGGCAGUGAUAAAUUCGACUGGGAGGAGAUCCGCAUCGCUGCCAGAGACCCGAAACUGUACUUCAGCGGUAUCGUCCAGUUCUGCCAGGAUAUCCUGUUGUACGGAUUCAGUACCUUCUUGCCGGCCAUCCUCAAGAGCAUGGGUUACGAUUCGCUCAAAAGUAACGCCCUUACGGUGCCCGUAUACGUGUGGGGUGCCAUCGCGUUUAUCAGCAUUGCCUACUUUUCCGAUCGUUAUAGGACAUUUGCUCCGUUCCUACUCUCAGUCAACAUCUUCGGUAUUGUCGGAUACAUCCUCCUGUUGACCGUCUCGAACGGUGGCGUGAAGUACUUCGCGACCUUCCUAUGCGCCGUUGCAACCUACAACGGACCAGGGCUGAACCUCACCUGGCUGAACGUGAAUGUAGCGCCGCACUACCGGCGUGCCAUGGAGAUCGGUUUACAGCAGACUAUCGGAAACUGCGCCGGUAUUGUGGCGGGUCAGGUGUACCGGAAGUCGCCAUAUGUCCUCGGUAAUGCGUUCUCCCUGGGAUCAUUGGUGGUAUCGCAGUUUUUCAUAAUAGGCCAUGUUUUGUACUUGCGCAGAGAGACCGCUAUGAAAGAGCGUAUCGAGAGCGGCGAGGAGGACAAGAGAAGGGUGAAGACGGGAGAUGCAGAACUCGACUUCAAGUACCAUUGGUAAAGGUCAUCGUUGCAUUUUCUUUUCUUGUCCUGUACUACUAUAGCCGCGUGAGUUCAUCUCUCAUGAUGUUUCCAAAAAUGAAUGACGGGAACGAAAUAUGUAUAUACGCCACUCAUAUUCGUCCAACAUGAUCAUAAUCUUUACCAUAUGAUAAUUCGUACAAAAUAUGUUCUGGGAUAUCUGCUCUAUUUCUACCUCUAGACAUUGCAUAUUUAAUAAUUCUCAGUAUGCAAAAGAUCUGAUUUUCUUCUUUGAGAGCUUGUACAAGCAUCUACCUCAUGGUUACCUAGAA
Paecilomyces variotii is the source of this 2048-nucleotide messenger RNA. Its product is annotated as major facilitator superfamily domain-containing protein. The record is from RefSeq and is a predicted model, not a curated record. Lineage: Eukaryota; Fungi; Ascomycota; Eurotiomycetes; Eurotiales; Thermoascaceae. The coding region runs from base 278 to 1756 and encodes 492 amino acids. Gene Ontology annotation, molecular function: transmembrane transporter activity. The transcript is spliced from 4 exons. Gene Ontology annotation, cellular component: membrane. Gene Ontology annotation, biological process: transmembrane transport.